AUGGACGCCAGAGAGCAAAACUGGCGUCAACUAUUUCAAGCACCAAACCAAACAUUUUCUAACGCUGUACGGGAAAACCCACGGCCUGCUGACAUUCCACGAGAUUUUAGACAAGCUGUUCCAUUGGAACUGCGAGUGUUAACACGGCCGAAUUAUGCCAUUAGCGAGCUCGCAGAUACUCCGUAUGCCAACCUUGCAACACUCGCCGAAUAUAAAGACAAGGUGUUCCCAAAGCACGCCGUGGACCCUUUGCUGAACAAAGCCCGACCCAUCAGGACAGUCCUGCAAAGAUUCAACAAAAAAGAUUCUGCGACUGCCGAAGAACCGGAUGAACGCGAUCUGGCCGAUUUAAUGAAAUUUAUUGAGGAUGACACCCUGAAGAGUCUCUGCAAACACCUAUUCGCAGCAUCCGGCGCAAUGUUCUCCAUAGCCACGCACAUCAUGGCUCUAAAACAUUAUUCAGCCACCUGGCUGAAUACGCGAAGAGACACCGGGAAUCGCCGGAAGUCCAAUCUUUCAAACAGAAUCCAUCACGGGAGUCGAUGGUUGCAUAUAUAG
This is a messenger RNA of Porites evermanni, 558 nucleotides long. Lineage: Eukaryota; Metazoa; Cnidaria; Anthozoa; Scleractinia; Poritidae. The record is from the annotation of a GenBank genome assembly.